Messenger RNA from Dimorphilus gyrociliatus, 3909 nucleotides. Lineage: Eukaryota; Metazoa; Annelida; Polychaeta; Dinophilidae. The record is from the annotation of a GenBank genome assembly.
AUAUAACGUUGUUUCUUCGGUGGCGGCCAUGUUGAUCUAGCCGGAGCCUUCACUGUAAGAGGAAAAAUCAUCUUUGUUUCUUAUCUGAAAGGGAUCAUAUACGUCAGGUACGUUUUAUUAUAAUUAAUAGUCAGAAUUUUUUGCAGAGUUAGUAGGAUAACUGCUCUUUUCUUUUCAUAAGUUAUUUUUUUUUUUAGUUAAAAUGACUUCCAAUUUAUUCUGUGAAGAAUAUUUAUGCUAAACUUUUUAUUCUGAAAACAGUAUUGGUUUCUUUUUUAUUAAAUUACUAAUCGAAAUUUUCUGUUCGAUAGACUCGAUCGAAUGUCGUCGAUGUAAAUCUUAACAAGUUUUGAGAGAUCGCUACAGUAGCGUUCAACUCGUCCUCUACACUGCUUUUUUAAAUUGCACAAUUCAGCAGACAUUGGGCGAAUUGCAAGCAAACACAAAGUGACAGUGUCACAACAGAAAUCUAAUAAACACCCAUCUUCUGUUGUCGCACUGUCCAAUUCGAACAUGAAUAAUAACAAUGAUAAAGUCGAGCCAAUGGAUACAGAUCCUCUUGUAACAAAAGGUUGUGGAGAUAUUACCAUGGCAAAAACGGAUGAAGAUAAACCUGACUCACUCUCCGACAAGGUAUCUUCAAGUGCUGUAGUUCCUAUUUUGGAAGAUGAAAAAAUGGAAGAUGAUGAAGUUCGUGCAGAAGCAACAUUCCGGUUCAAGCUAAUCGGAGUAAGUAAAAUGAAGGAACGUGAUAGCCAUUUGAGUGAACCUUGUAUGGUACGAGGUCUUCCCUGGAAAAUUUUGGCUAUGCAAAGAGUUUCUGCACAUGCUGUAGAAAAACAUAAAUCAUUAGGGUUUUUCCUACAAUGUAAUGCUGAUUCUGAAUCAACAAUGUGGUCUUGUCAUGCUAGUGCAGAACUUCGAUUAUUAGCACAAAGAGAUAGUAUUGAGCCUGUUAAACGUCAAAUACAUCAUUUGUUUUAUAGUAAAGAAAAUGAUUGGGGAUUCAGCCAUUUUAUAGCGUGGGAUGAAUUAAUAGAUCCUCAUAAAGGUUUCAUAAAAGAUGAUGCCAUUGUUUUGGAAGUAUGGGUCAGGGCAGACGCUCCUCAUGGUGUUUGUUGGGACAGCAAAAAACACACAGGUUUCGUUGGUUUGAAGAAUCAAGGUGCAACAUGUUACAUGAAUUCCUUACUUCAAACUCUAUUUUUUACAAAUCAAUUGCGGAAGGCUGUUUAUAUGAUGCCAACAGACUCUGACGAUCCUUCAAAAAGUGUUCCACUAGCCCUACAACGUGUUUUCUAUGAACUGCAAACAUCAGAUAAAGCGGUAGGUACUAAAAAAUUGACCAAAUCCUUUGGAUGGGAAACCUUAGACUCUUUCAUGCAACACGAUGUUCAAGAGCUAUCCAGAGUUCUAUUGGAUAAUAUGGAAAGCAAAAUGAAAGGAACCUGUGUAGAGGGUACAAUACCUCGCCUUUUCGAGGGUAAAAUGUUGUCAUAUAUCAAAUGCAAACACAUAGAUUACGUGUCAGAGAGACAAGAAGCGUUUUAUGAUAUUCAGUUGAGAGUUAAAGGACAGAAAGACUUGCAUCUGUCUUUUAAAAAUUAUAUAGCGGUUGAGACUCUUGAUGGCGAUAAUAAGUAUGAUGCAGGGGAACACGGCAUGCAAGAGGCUGAAAAAGGUGUAUCUUUUAUUUCUCUACCACCUGUACUACACCUUCAGUUAUUACGAUUUCAUUAUGAUCCUGCCGCUGAAUGUAUGGUGAAAGAUAACGAUCGAUUCGAAUUUUUUGAACAGAUAAAUCUGGAUAGUUAUCUAAAGCGAUCUGAUGACGAUGAUCCCGCUACUUAUGUUUUACAUGCGGUACUAGUUCACUCCGGAGAUAUUCAUGGUGGCCAUUAUGUGGUUUAUAUAAAUUCGUCUGGAGACGGACAAAGAUGGUGCAAGUUUGAUGAUGACGUAGUAUCUACUUGCACAAAGCAGGAAGCAAUCGACCACAAUUUUGGUGGGUCACCUGGUGAAGACGAUGAUUCUUCUCCCCCCGUUCGUAAUUGCACGAAUGCUUAUAUGCUAGUCUAUAUGCGUCGCUCAAAAAUACUUUCCUUACUGAAAAAUGUUCGAGAAGAGGAUAUACCCGACGUUCUUGUUGAACGACUGACCGAGGAAAAGAGAGUUGACACUCAAAAGCGACGUGAAAGAAAUGAGGCUCAUUUAUAUUUAACAGUACGUGUUCUAACAGAUCAUCAUUUAGGUUUACAUCAUGGAGCAGAUCUUAUUGAUACCAGCACUGUCAAGCCAAUCGUUAUGAGAGUAAAAAAGAACGAUACUUUUGCUGAAAUGCUAACGCAGCUGUCUCAAACUCUAAAAUAUCGAAAGGAUGAAAUGCGAAUUUGGCCUCUUGCAACGCGAACUAAUGGAUCCUUACGUCCUAUGCUGCUAGAUUGGGAUGACACUAAAAACAAGACCAUCCUAAACGUAUACCACGAGCAGGCAUAUCAAUCUGGACCUAGUUCCAGUCCAUUUCUUAUUUGGGUUGAAUUACCCCCGCCACACCUUCGUUGCUUGCCCGCUUAUAACAAAGAACGGGAUGUUUUAUUUAUGCUCAAGUACUAUGAUCGAACCACUCGCACAUUAUCUUACGUGGGCCAUGCGCAUUUAAAUAUCGCCAAGUCGUUAGAAAACAUUUUGCCUGUGAUGAGAACUGCAGCUGGUUUGCCUGCAAAUUGCGAUUUGUUAGUGUACGAGGAAGUCAGUAUGCCAAGAUUAGAACAGAUUCAUGAUGUCAGGUUGCCUGUUGAUAAAGUUUUUGAUGAACUUAUCGACGGCGAUAUCUUGGUUUUUGAAAAGGCUGUUAGCAAACCUGUUCGAACUCAACAGUCUAGAAGAUCUGUUAAUGCCAAUGGUGUUUACAUAAUCAGUGGUUUGGAUCUUCCAAAUGCACCAGCAUAUUUUCGAUAUUUAGCUGAAAAGAUUGAUGUUCACUUUCGAUAUAGACAUAGGCCAAAUGAGGAUGGAUUUAUUCUCGAAUUGACUGUUAGCAUGAAAUAUCAUGAUAUAGUAAAAGCAGUAGCCGAACACCUGAAUGUUGAAGAUUCAUUAACUGUUCAAUUAAUCAGAGCUCACAAUUGUACACUUUCCCCAGCAAAUCCAGUUAAAGGAAAUUUUGACGGAAUUUUAAAAGAUUUAAUUAGUCCGCAGAAAACACACCACCUCUUUUAUGACAUUUUAGCUAUACAAGUAACAGAAUUGGAAGUUCGCCGCCAAUUACAAAUUUUAUGGACGCCAAUACCGACGUCUUCUGGUGUCACACUAACGAUUUAUCCUCUUAGAUCAGGUACAGUUAAAGAUAUUUUAGAUGAAGUGCGACGAGCAGUACCCGAAAGUGAUAGACAAAUUGCUCAACAACAACUUCGUUUGCUCGAGAUAUUUGCUUAUCGGAUCACUACAGUACAUGAACUAACUGCAGCAGUUGAAUCUGUCGGAACGACUGGAGCUUCGACAAAUAAAAUACUUCGAGUAGAACCGAUACCUAAAGAUGAAAUGGAGUUAACUGCUAGCGAAGCUUUCGUUUACUGUGCGCACUUCCAUAAAGAUACAUUUUCAACUCAUUCCUCACCUUUUGUCGUUAAGCUUACUGAUGGUGAACUUUGGUCGAAAAUUCGUUCUAAGGUUUUAGAGAAAGCAGAUGUUAUUUCUGACUCUGAUAAUGUUCGUUUGGCACUCAUUCAGUCAAACAAACCUGUAUACAUUCAAACAGAAUCUACUAAUAAGAUUGACAUUGAUAAUUUUCGAGCCGUAUCUGGAAACUCAAAACCAUGGAUUGGUAUUGAUCAUCCUAAUAGGUCAAGUAGUGCGAAAAGAACCAAGUAUAGUUCAUACAUGGAGAAGGCGAUCAAGAUACAUAAUUAA